This is a messenger RNA of Sinocyclocheilus grahami, 1043 nucleotides long. Its product is annotated as cathepsin L1-like. The coding region runs from base 112 to 1029 and encodes 305 amino acids. The record is from RefSeq and is a predicted model, not a curated record. Gene Ontology annotation, molecular function: cysteine-type peptidase activity. Gene Ontology annotation, biological process: proteolysis. The transcript has 7 exons. NCBI's taxonomy places the organism in Eukaryota, Metazoa, Chordata, Actinopteri, Cypriniformes, Cyprinidae.
UGCGCUAUAACCUUGCGGCCCGUCUGCAACACACACAUUAUUACCAAGAAGAAGACCGAGAACACACACACAUUAUUGUCUUCUGGUUUCAGGACCGCGGGUGUUUUCAUCAUGAGGGUGUAUUUGGUGGCGUUCACGUUGUUCCUCAGUGCUGUGUUUGCUGCUCCAACUUUGGACAAGCAGUUAGACGACCACUGGGAGCAGUGGAAGAACUGGCACAGUAAAAAAUACCAUGAAAAGGAGGAGGGGUGGAGGCGAAUGGUCUGGGAGAAAAACUUGAGAAAGAUCGAACUGCACAAUCUUGAGCACUCCAUGGGCACACACACUUACAGACUCGGAAUGAACCACUUUGGUGAUAUGACUCAUGAGGAGUUCAGGCAGGUGAUGAAUGGCUACAGACACCAGAAGGAGAGACGAUUCAGCGGAUCUCUGUUCAUGGAGCCCAACUUCCUGGAGGUCCCAAACAAGUUGGACUGGAGAGAAAAGGGAUACGUGACUCCUGUGAAGGAUCAGGGUGAGUGUGGUUCUUGCUGGGCUUUCAGCACUACUGGAGCCAUGGAGGGGCAGAUGUUCAGGAAGACUGGAAAACUGGUGUCUCUGAGUGAGCAGAACCUGGUGGAAUGCUCCCGUCCUGAAGGCAACGAGGGCUGUAAUGGAGGUCUCAUGGACCAGGCCUUCCAGUACAUCAAGGACCAGAACGGUUUGGACUCCGAGGAGUCCUACCCCUAUUUGGGAACUGAUGAUCAGCCCUGCCAUUACGAUCCCAACAACAGCGUAGCUAAUGACACUGGAUUCGUUGACAUUCCCAGUGGAAAGGAACAUGCUCUGAUGAAAGCUAUAGCUGCUGUGGGGCCGGUGUCUGUGGCUAUUGAUGCUGGACACGAGUCUUUCCAGUUCUACCAGUCAGGCAUCUACUAUGAGAAGGACUGCAGCAGCGAGGAGCUAGAUCAUGGCGUCCUUGCCGUUGGUUAUGGUUUUGAGGGUGAGGAUGUUGAUGGAAAGAAGUAUUGGAUAGUCAAGAACAGGUAAGCUCAUUUAUACCC